Tachysurus vachellii is the source of this 764-nucleotide messenger RNA. Its product is annotated as vitelline membrane outer layer protein 1-like. Bases 55 to 666 code for a protein of 203 amino acids. The transcript has 5 exons. The record is from RefSeq and is a predicted model, not a curated record. Lineage: Eukaryota; Metazoa; Chordata; Actinopteri; Siluriformes; Bagridae.
UCAUUCUGAUUACCUGAUAACAGUUUCACUUUAGUUUCAGCUGUAUCCAAAAGAAUGUAUCUUGUGCUUGUUUUGCCUCUGCUCAUGCUUUCCUUCGGGGAGUGUGCAAGUGUCAAUGAUACACAAAGCAGAAUUAUCGGGCCGUUUCCCAGUUUGAUCUCUGUGAUGAACGGACAGAUCUGGGGAACAUGGGGAACUUCAGAGACGUGUCCUACAGGCACCUAUGCUACAGGCUUUAGCCUCAGGGUUGAGUCAUAUCAGAGAAUUGGAGAUGACACAGCCCUAAAUGGAAUUGCUCUUCACUGCUCUAAACCCAUUGGCUCCACUGGUAUUGUUGUGGGCUUCACAACUAUCAGAUCUGCUGUAGGAAGCUGGGGGUCUUGGUCAUCGCCUACUUGGUGCCCCAGGGGAGUACUGAAAGCUUUCCAGCUGCGAGUAGAGGGUAAACAGAGAUUGAAAGAUGAUACUGCAGCUAACAACAUAAGGUUCAAAUGCUCCACAGACUAUGUGUUGGAAGGUAGUGGUAUGAGUUGGGGUAGCUGGGGUUCCUGGAGCUCGCCUUGUGGUGGAACUGGGAUUUGUGGCAUCCGAACAAAAGUGGAAUCGCCUCAGGGCAUAAGGGAUGACACCAGUCUUAAUGAUGUCAUCUUCAGUUGCUGCAACUAAGCAUGAACUGACAGGACAAGAACAUGAAUGAGGACAACUACAUUUAACAAAAAUCAAAAUCUCUUUAUUUCUCAUGAAAUCAUAUAUGAGUGAAUUAU